AUGGCAUCAAUGGCCCAGUCAGACGACGAAGAUGAAUGGGAGUACGAAUACGACGACACCGAAACCGAGGACUUCUACAUCACCUUGGACCUAUCGAAUGUGCAAGAGAAGGGGGGAGACGCACCCGUGUCCGGGCGCCCAAUCCAGCCUUCGCUGAGCGGUCAUCCGCUCCUACUGCAGAGCAGACUGAGGGCCCUCAAUCAGAAAAUGUAUGCGAAUGUUGCAAACGCCAGCACAACGGAUGGUGGUGCGGAGCCAGCUCCUCCCGUGGAAUCCAUCCAAAUCACCGGGCUUCACACACGCAACCCCCUCGUCAAGUACCGAGAUAAAUUGCUUAGCUGCACGUGGGCAUCGACGGUUGGGACGGAUAUGCUGUUCGUGAAGCCCGGACCUGAUUCUUCGGGCGCAGACCGACCGCUGCGUUCGCUACCAUCUGUUGAUCUCCUGGGGCUGAGCUCGACGAAGUUGGUGGCGACGGAAGCACGCCUACGACCUCGAGAUGAGGUUUACGAGAAUAUGUCGGUGGAUGGGGAGACGACUACGGCCAGAACUGCGGCUGCACGUGGGAACGCUCAAACUGGCUCUGAGCUCACGGAAGAGCCACGGGGCGCUCCGGUUGCCAGUAGCUUUUUGUCGAGAUUGAACGAUCUCAAAGCGAAACGGGGCGAGAAGUCUCGGCUGGCAGUAUCCGAGACGCGAUUCGGAACUCGUUUGCGGAGUGAGCAAGAGUCCAAUAAUGUCAGUGAGACGGUCCCUGGAACAGCAUCAGACGUCGAAAUGAGGGAUGCCGAGGGUACUGGGUGAGAGAGUUGGAUCUCGGGGCAGCUAUAAUAGCAAGAUGAAGCAUCCAGGACCCCAUGGAUCAAGUCGGGUUUACAAAACUCGUUGGCCCGAUCGGAACGCCAUGGCAUACAGCAUGCCUAUCCGACGGCGACGGUGGAAGCCGUCAUGAAACGA
Westerdykella ornata is the source of this 957-nucleotide messenger RNA. RefSeq lists its product as uncharacterized. The record is from RefSeq and is a predicted model, not a curated record. Lineage: Eukaryota; Fungi; Ascomycota; Dothideomycetes; Pleosporales; Sporormiaceae. The transcript has a single exon. The coding region runs from base 1 to 804 and encodes 267 amino acids.